AAGUUUCAAAGUUGAAACCAAUCAUAAAUUGAUCAGUGAACAGUUUAAAUUACAACGAGAAACAAAUUGAAAGUAAAUCAUUUGAUAUUAUAAACUUAGUGUUAAUUGUUUAAUAUAAGAUAAACUCAGCGACAGUUUUUUUUAAAAUGCCUUUCAAACCAGUUGAACAUCCUAAAUGUCCCCGAUGUGGUAAAUCAGUUUACGCCGCUGAAGAGGUUCUCGCCGGUGGGUCAAAGUGGCACAAGGGCUGCUUCAAGUGCCAACUCUGUAACAAGAGACUCGAUUCAACCAAUUGUACUGAACAUGGACCCAACGAAUUAUAUUGUAAACAAUGUUACGGUCGCAAGUAUGGUCCAAAGGGUGUUGGAUUCGGAGGUGGUGCCGGUUGUUUAAGUAUGGAUGUCGGUGAACAUCUUGGUAAUUCAGAAUCAACUGUAUCGAACAAACCUCACUAUGCCCCAAGUGCCAUGUAAUUUUAAUUGUUACAUCUUCCUGUUAUCCUAUUUAGACAUUUUCACUCCCAGUUAUUGAUUUAAAAAAAACUUAUCAUUCAAUUUGAAUAAAAAACAACAACAAUCAAUCAAUCAAUCAACAAUUAAUAUCGAUUCAGUUGAAUAACAAUUCAAUUUCUUAUGAGAAGUAACAAAAAUGAUUGAAUAAAAUUCAAUUACAAUUUGAUGACUUCUUUUUCUGGUCGCAAUUAAGAUCACAAUCAUUGGAUUUACAGUCAAUGUAUCAUUUGGUUAAUCAACAAUUAAAUCGCGAUCAUUUUCAAUUCCCAUACACAAGAUAAACACACAAACAACAUUUUCAAUUAAUAACAAUUUAAAGUCCAAUUUGUUACAAUUAACAUUGGAUUUAAUAGAUAAUAAUACAAAUGAAUGUUAAACAAAUAUAAUUAAUUAUUUUGGAAAAUGAUGAGAAAAAAAUAAUAAAAUAAAACUAAAUUAAAACUAAA
Panonychus citri (citrus red mite) is the source of this 958-nucleotide messenger RNA. It is a transcript of the gene Mlp60A, whose product is annotated as muscle LIM protein 1-like. Gene Ontology annotation, molecular function: structural constituent of muscle; actinin binding. Gene Ontology annotation, biological process: muscle tissue development; sarcomere organization. Lineage: Eukaryota; Metazoa; Arthropoda; Arachnida; Trombidiformes; Tetranychidae. The coding region runs from base 147 to 473 and encodes 108 amino acids. The transcript has 2 exons. Gene Ontology annotation, cellular component: Z disc; cytoplasm; nucleus. The record is from RefSeq and is a predicted model, not a curated record.